This is a messenger RNA of Zea mays, 1300 nucleotides long. RefSeq lists its product as uncharacterized. Bases 739 to 1035 code for a protein of 98 amino acids. The record is from RefSeq and is marked predicted. The transcript is spliced from 2 exons. NCBI's taxonomy places the organism in Eukaryota, Viridiplantae, Streptophyta, Magnoliopsida, Poales, Poaceae.
GCUCCACCCCGCCCCUGUUCCGCCCAGGCCGAGCUCCGCCCCAGCGUCUGGCCCCAAGUGGUCUUUGCCACGUUCUUGAGCUCCCCCAACAACACGAUGGGGCAGGUCUUUCUCUUUAAUCCAAAAUGCUUUUUUAGCCGGUCCUCAAAGCUCUUGUUUUUUAAUGGCGAAAGAAUAUUGUUGUUCUUUAGAGAAUCUGUGUGGCACUAUUCUCAGAGUUGGCCGUUUUGAAUAGAGGUUGGUCUUUGUCAUCAGCAACAAGGAUUGCUGCUCACUCCUUCCUAUGCAUUUCCCGAUCGGUUGUUUGGGCUCUGAAGGACCCAGUAACCAAAUGUGUAACUGAAUGAAGGUGUCUUUUUUAUGAAUGCGUCAGUUCACCUUCUGCAACUCAGUAUUAGAUAAAUAAUCUGUCCAUCCAAAUUUUUGUACUGAAGAGGUUGUGCCUGUGCGGUUAGGCACACGCACACCAUCUAACUGAUAAUAUGCACCUGAGCUGUGUUCUUGCUGUGCAUAAUAUCCAUAAACUGCAAGUAAUUCUUUACUAACCUGCUUUUGUAUGUGGUUUCUUGUAUUUGGGGUGUUAUUCAGGUGUUCACUAUUAGGUAAACUUUUGUACAAUUAGGUCUUUGUCACUUCAUAUUUUUACUUACCGCAAGUGUGUGUAUGGUAGUUUGGUGUCAGUAUUUGUUUUCAUAAAAAAAAUCUUGAUGUCGCUCAUCGACGACGAGAAGAAGCCUUAUGACUGCUAGUUUGACCUCUAGAAGCUGUCCUACGUGGCCGCAUGCGCCGCUGUGUACGACAAGCUCCGGCGCAGCUGCCGUUUGGACGCGGUGCAGAGCGGCUGCACCACGCUAUCCAUCAUCAAGCAGGGGGACCACAUGGUCGUCGCCAACGUCAGCGACUCUAAGGUUGUUCUGGGCACCGCAUCCGACGACGACGCCAUCACGCCGUCCAAUUCAUCGUCCACCUGAAGCCCAACCUGCCAUAGGAGUAGCGCAUCUGGUGGUGCAACGACCAGGGGUACUACCUCGCUGAUGAGCCCGGGGUGCACUUCGUUUGGCAGCCCAGCCAAGAAUCAUCGGUACUCGCCAUGUCGCGCGCGUUCGACGACUAUUAUAUCGAUGACUGUGGCGUCAUCUUAGCGCCGGAGGUGACGCAGAGGAGGACCGACAACAAUGACCAGUUCGUCAUCCUCGUCACCGUCAAGGUAGCUUUUGUGUCGGUCUGCCUUUAAUUCUCUUCACAAACACACACUUGUAUUUUUGUUUAAGCAAGAGCAUAUGGUGGUACGUGUCUGAUG